Messenger RNA from Uranotaenia lowii, 4889 nucleotides. RefSeq lists its product as uncharacterized. Gene Ontology annotation, biological process: regulation of transcription by RNA polymerase II. Gene Ontology annotation, molecular function: DNA-binding transcription factor activity, RNA polymerase II-specific; RNA polymerase II cis-regulatory region sequence-specific DNA binding. The record is from RefSeq and is a predicted model, not a curated record. NCBI's taxonomy places the organism in Eukaryota, Metazoa, Arthropoda, Insecta, Diptera, Culicidae. Bases 2339 to 3418 code for a protein of 359 amino acids. The transcript is spliced from 7 exons. Gene Ontology annotation, cellular component: nucleus.
UGGUCUAAGACGGUUGUUUCCCGGUUUCGGAUUCGGCUGUGUUUUUUGAGGGAACUACUCCUUAAUAACCGGUUGCGUGUGGUUUUAAGGAAUUCUUCAUUGUCUUUUGGGUGAUUUUGUUUUUGGAUAAAGUGAUGCUUUGGAUUUUUUUUUUUUGAAUUGUUGUGGAAUAAAUACAAGUGCUGAGUGAAUUGAAAAUUCGUUGGGGCUUCCUGAUUCUAUCAACGGUGCACGUGAGCAUCAGAUGUAUGUGGCUGGAAAAGAAUAAUAAAGUUUCUCAUUGAAGUCCCUUGGAGGGAGAGUGUUAAUUGUGUUUGUCUGUGGUUCAACUUUUCUCCCGCUUCCUGGAACUUCCCGAAGAUUAGUAUCCUGAUGAAUUGCCCAUUGGGUGAGAAAAGGAGGUCAAACUGUGUAACCGGAAAUCCUUUUGCGAUUUAGUAGCAUUAGUGGGUGUUUUGGGAUUUGACCAAGGAAAAAAGUGAGUUUAAUUGAGUUUGGCCAAGUGGAAAAAAAUAAUAUUUGCUAGGUUUUCCUCCCACCAGAAAAGUUGGCCCGUAAAAACGGUUACCGAAUUGAAAAUUUGUUGGAUCCCGGCACAGAUUGUAAAGUGAUUUGCCAAAUUUGUUCACUAGGCGAGACACGUUUCCGUGAGGCGUUGGAUGAAAAUUUAAAAAUUCUACUGUCACCAGUUGCUGUAAGUUCGAGAAAAGACGCGCGUUGAAGAUAAACAACGUUCAACAGAGCAAAACUUUUCCAGCAUCCAGCAUCCAAGGUGAGGCAGAACGUCGCCAAAACAAGAAGAAGGUGCAAAAAAAGUUGAAUUAACGUGCGGAAUUUAGAUUUAUUUUCCCGGGGAGGACGAGAGCAAAAAGCUUUCGAAUGUGAAAUUUUUCGUGCAUUAACAGAAGCUAAAGGCAGCGGCAAAGUGAAAGAUUUAUGCGUCGUUGUCAACCGAAUUGUUUGGCGGAAUAAUGUAAUCUUCUGGCGUUUUUUUCUACUACCGUUUUUUCGUGUAAAGUUGGGAGCGUCUUUCUUGCUCCAAAAAAAGAAGCACCGAGUGUUUUCGAGCGCAAAAAGAAUAAAUUUGGAAUUACGAGUGCCUCUGAUAGGAAUAAAAUUGGCCGGUUCGCCAAAGUGAUGUGCCACUUGAGAGUUUGAAAUUCGAUUUACAACCCGAGAAAGUGUCGUCGAUCACCCUAUAAGGAGAAAAUUCUAAUAAAAAACCAUAAGUGAAAAAAACGAGUUUCGAAGAAUGCUCCAAAGUGCCAUCGAAUAAAAUAUUUCAGCAAUUUUUCUAAGCGAAAAGAAAAAUACCUCUCACCCCGAAGUGAAACCCAGUGACCAACAAAAAAAUCAAGCUAAAAGCAACUUUUCAAUUGAAAUUUUGGUCGAGGAAAAAGCCAUAACACUUGUUAAAAAAAAUCAUUCAACAAAACAAGUGUGUAUAGUAAAAGGAGCACGCUCGUUUGGCAGAUUUUCAACUGGUAACAAAAACCCCGAAACAACAUCCAUUACAACUAACUAUAUGCAACUCAGUCGUAUGCAAGAAGCAUAGUUAUUGCCGACAACAACCUAUCUCCCUAGUGGCUAGUUCAUACAUACAUAGUUAGUGAUUCGGCUUAAGCCUGUUGUAUUUGCUCCAAAAAGAACAUAACUUGUGCACUUGUUUCCUGCUGCUCCUGCUGCUACUAAAAAAAUAACAACACACCGUAGUGAAUGGUUUCUAUUUGUUUUUUUUUUUCGUUUUUGAAUGGGCUCAGUAAGAGGCGGCUCGGAUGAAGUGAAACAAAAAAAAAGUGGUGGUGAAAAAUAAAAACUGAACACCGGAAGCUGUCAGUUGUUCUUCCGCGAAGAUUUUGCUGAAAAAAUAUACACCUAGGAAUUUGGAUCUGUUGAUUUCAAGAGUUCCGAACGAAACUGUCACAAAUCCCAGCAUAAAAAACGUCCCCAACAGUGGCAAUAAAAAUGAAGGAAAGCCACAAAAAAGGUGGCAACUGAACUGAAACUAAUCCAUAGGUGGAUCGUAAAAUUCUAAUUCCAUCUAAAAAGAAUAGGUACGACGCUAGACAAUUUUACUAUUGUACCGAAAUUGACUUAGUCGGUCUGACUAUCUGGGGCAAGUGUGAACGAGAAAGGAGCUCAGCGAGAGAAGAGAACAGCAACAACUACAACAACAGCAGAUCGACAAUAACCAUAAAGAUCUAGUCCUCAAAUAAUUCUACAUUCAACUGAUGAGUGCACGUAAUCGGAUUGAGAAAAUUCGAUUUUUCUUGUGACUCAAACUUCAAACCGAUACUUCCGUAGCUUGUUAUUAAGAUUCACAUAACAAUCAUAAAAGAUGGCACACCUCCAGCAGUACCGGCACCGGUUGGAAUCCAUGAGCGACCAUUGCAGUGGACCAUCACACAAAUCGGACAGCUCGGACGGAUCGGCCUCGGAAAUAUGCGAAGUCAUCCAGGAGUGGUCCCUGGACAAUUCGGAAUCACACUCGUUGCCGAGUCAGAAUUCCGGCAGUGGCAGCAGUUCCGGAAGUAGUAGCAGUAGCAGCGGAAGUAGCUCGACCAGCAGUAACAGUCAUAGUCAUAGUCAUCACCACCAUCACCAUCAUCAUCAUCAUCAUCUGCACCAAAGUCUGCACCAGCAGCGGCAGCAUCAGAUUCAGCAGCAACUGGCCAACAACGGGAACUUUAUCAACGAAGAUGACGACGAAGACGAUACCGGGCCUGGGGGAUUGGACCAGGUAGACUAUGUAGUGAGCGGGGGAGGAGGACCCGGGAAGCUCGAUGUGAUUAGCCUGGACAACGGCAUGAUAACCGAAUACGAGCGAGCUCAGGUGGAAAGCUUCUUCAGCGGACUGGGAACGCAGGUCUACGUGAGCACAUCGCUGGCGAAUCUGUACGAGAGUCUGGGCAAGGAUGACUGGCGCCUAAUCUACACAGGGAUUCCGGUGCUGCUGCACGACAAGGGAUGUACCCGGUCCCGGUGUACGCCCCGGGUAAGCUUCGUUCUGGCCGAACGUGGGACCUGUUUUGCCCUCUGGAAGGACACCAUCGACAACCUGUCGGACUACAAGGUGGCGGCGGCCGCAUUUCACACCAUGUAUCUCUCGGCAGACCACCGCAAGGUGAUCGGCUUCAGCUUCGACUCGAACCAGGCCGCCCGGGAGAUGUGGGUCCGGGUCGAAGAGCUGAUCAGCAAUCCGGAAAACAUUGCCCUGUCAGCGCCGGGCCGGAAGCGGAAAUCCAAGAAGAAGAAAUCCACCAAACAGAAACCGCUGGUACUUCCUCCGAAGUCUCAGAUCUCCCAGCCCUGUCAGUUCCACCACGUGACCAGUGUUACGGCAGACGAUACGGAGCGAUACUUCAGCCUCCAAGCGUUUGUGGCUCCACCCGUAAAACGUCCGAUUCCGGCUCCCUGAGGGUGGUGGCCAUCCCAAUGGCGGGGCGAUCCCAACGGAAAUGGUUGAUGGAUUCAAAUGGGAGCACGUGGAAAGUCUGUGAAAAGAAGAGAGAGAGAGCGUGGUUUUAAAGCUGUAGAUUUUAAGAACAAUCAGGUCUCUGGAAAUGAUUCCAAGAAAUAGUAGAUUUAGCGAAUGCAAUGCGUUAGAUAAGAAGCAUCACUGAUUAAUGUUUCCAAAAAUAUUGAAUCUUUAUUUAAUUUAUGAUUUUAAUAUAAAGAAUUGUCAUAAAUAUGAAGGUAAUUAACAUUGUUAGAAGCUGAUGAAAAUGUUACCGUCCGAAGAAUAAAUGGAAAAAUAGGACGUGAUUUUAAGAAAUUUGUUUCAAAGGGUGAGUGUCAUAAAUAAAAAAUAACUUGGAAGUUACAGAUCUUCCCAACAAUAUUUUAUUCACAUUGUAAAUGAAACAACGAAUAUCAACAUAAUGCGAUCCAAACUUUUAUUUAAUAUCAAAUGUCCAUUUUUAUUUAACCUUGAAGAAAUGUAAACCUUUAACAAAUUUUUCAAGAAUAUGAAUUGAAUCAAAAAUCCAAAUUACAACUUUUAUUUUCGACUCUUCAAAUGGUUUCGAUUUAAUGACGACAGAAGAAUGAAUUGAAAUACAACAAAUUGUAAAUAUUGUGUCUGUGAUAAUGAUAAAUUGGAAGAUAUGAACAAAAGUUUACACAAAUCACAAACAUCACUAAUAGCUAAAUCAAAAGAGUAUAAACGAAUCAGCCGAAGCUAACUCGUUCAGAUCCCAUUCUCACUUUUCGUAGAUAAAAUAUUAUCAAUCAAAUUCAUUGUCAAAAAUAUGACCACAAAAAAAAUCUUCAAUUGUGAGUUUUAACUAUUUCCUUCAUAAAAUUGCACUUUCACUCCCUUUUAGCAGUAGUGUGUUACACUUCAUUGAAGUUUAACCUGUAUCCUCAAACAAAUAAAUAUUAUAAUGACUGAUGAAAGGGAUUCUUCAGCAACGUUGGAAGAAACCAGUAGAAGUGAGGAUGUCAAUUCAUAAUUGAAAAGCAAAUAAAUGCGUUAAAAACUGAAACAUUUUCAAUCUAUGUUAUUUAUUUUCACACCGAUAGGUAACAAAAGUUUUUUUUUAACUUUUGUCGGAACAGAGCACAUUUUCAAAACAUUAGUGAAAUCCGAGGAUUGAAUGUUGAAGUUUCGUAUGCAUCAAGAAGAAAAAAAAUGAACAGUCAUCUAAACGAUGAGUAGAGUUUAAGGAAGAAAGCUAUUUGUACGUCAUAAGUCGACUCAAAAUGGUUCUUAUUUAAGUUUAACUAAAAAAACAUAAAGCCACAACAAAUUCGCAAGUUUUAACGUUAGCCUAUAAAUUUGGUCUUACACCCUCACUACCCCAACAACAACAAAACACACGUGUAAAUAACCGUUUUCCUCAUGUAAGUUGAUCAAUUCUGAAAUAAAGAAAAAUAUGUGAACCAAA